AUGAAUCUUAGCUUCGAGAAGAAUGCCUCGAGUCCUUUCUACAACCCGAACGGAGACGGCUCUCGGCCACCGGACGAGCCGUCUUCGCCCGAAAAUAAUCCGCCCGCACCUCCUGCGACAGCGCGGCCGCCGGCCUCUAGCCGCGAAAUACCUAUCCCUUCGAACAAAGCCCUCUCCUCACACUUAGGACCCCCCAAAUCCGAGACCCAGUCUUCAAAAUCCUGCAAGAAAAUUCAUCUGGUACGCAGUCCUUUUACCGACCUUCCUCCCGUUCGGGCCAUGAGGGAACUCGCACCGCCUCAGAUCGGCUCCGGAUUCGGGACGGCGGCCGAAGACCCCAUAGCGUUGUGGUUGAAACUGGGUGCCCUGGACAAGCUGGAACAGGCUCUUCUCGAUGGAUACUGGGAGCAGCUUGUCGGCAAGACUUCCAGAAUUCCCCAAGUUUCACGAUUUCUGCGGCACGUUCCGAUAGUCCAGGCACGGAUUGAAGAAAUCCAUGAAAGCGUCGCGCAGGGAAAACUCGACAUUGUGAGAGGUUUGAUCGACCACAAGAAGUUUGCGUACUGCCGUGACCCACAAGGGGCAACUCCUCUACACAAGGCCGUUUUGUACAAUCAGAGCAACGUAAUCGGCUUCUUCCUCGAACACUUCCCCAGUACGCUCCAUGCACGAGACCACCAAGGACGCACUCCCCUACAUUAUGCGGCCGUGCUGGAAGAUGAUGCCGAUAUCUACAAUGCUCUUCUGGAUCAUGGAGCAGACGAAAACGCCACAGAUGUCUAUGGUCACACGCCGACAUACUACCUCGAAUCGGACGAGCUUAGCGUAGACCAACUCCGCGAUGGUGUGAGACGGUCGGCUCGCUAUCGUGAGAGUCACCAUAGAAAUCACGAGAACCGAGCGAAGCAUCGUGACAGCCUAGUGAAGAAUAGGAGUUCCUCAGCCAAACGUGCCGGAAGUCGGAGCCAAGUUCGAGAGAUGAUCCAGCAAGGAAAUCUCGAACUUUUAGAAGAAAUGGUUCUCCAUGGUCACGGUGAUAAACUCCUUGGAGAAACGUCGUCUGAUGCCGUCGUUCAGGAGUUCCUCGACACCGUUCCCGGAUACAUGGAACAGAUCAGCGACGUCCAUCGAGCUGUCGUUCGAGGCCGCUUGAGAGAGGUCCAGACCUUGAUCAGCCACAAGUCAUUGUCCCUCGCGAGGGACACCAUGGGCUUCACGCCCUUGCACAAGGCCGUCUUAUAUGGUCACUUCGACAUAGUUGAACAUUUAUCUGUGAACUUCCCUCAAAGCAUGGCGGCGAAGGAUCUCGAGGGAAGGACGUCGCUACAUUUAGCUGCCGGACUCCGCGACGGCCAGAAGGUCUACGAUUGCUUGAUAUUCGCUGGAGCCCCGACGAACGUGAUAGACAUGGGGAAAACACCGGAACAGUACCUGAGCCAUCCCGAGUUGCUGGCAAUCGAGCAAACGGUCAAGAAGAAUCAGCUCGCAAACGCAACCUACCUAGGAAAUACAAUUCCGAAAUUGAAGUUCCUCUCACCUAACGUAACAAAAACCCAGAGCGCUCUUCAUGACCGUCUGCUAUUUACUUCGAAUCUUCUAAACUACGAACGAUCUUUGGAGGGCUCGGAUAGUUCGGAAGCGUCUCCGCUUUCACCGCCGAGUCCCCUCUACGAAGACGGCAACAACAACUUCCAUCUAAGCUAUCUUAGAGCCAUGGUGCCGCCUCCGUCUUAUAGACGCUAUUCACGAGGACGCCUCCCACCUGUCGAGAUUCAAGGCGAGUUGGUAACCGCUGAAAAGCUUCGCGAGUGGAUUGAGGAUCAAAAUGUUGAAAAGCUUCAUGAGGCUGUGAUGAGCGGUAUCGCAGAUCAGGUGGCCAGAGAACACCCCAGAGAUGAGGUCAUCCAAGCGUACUUGAGGCACGACGUUCCUAACCUCAUGAAGAAGUUUGAAGCGAUACACCGAGCUCUGCAAGAAGGCAACGUUCCCGAGCUGGAAAGCCAUCUAGAAUCUCAAGAUUUCGCCCUGGCGCGGGACCAUUUUGGAAUGACUCCAUUGCAUCGAGCGGUGAUUCUUAAUAACGUGGCGUCAGUGAAGUUCCUGGUGAACAGAUUCCCGGAAACUAUCAACGCCCGCGACAGAGAAGGUCGUACGGCUCUCCAUUUCGCUGCCGCCAUAGCUCGACGGACAGGCAAGAAUGGAACAUUCAGAUACUUGGUACAAAAUGGUGCAGAUGCCAGAAUAAAGGACAACCGAGGGCGCGCAGCGGAAUACUACAAGACGCAUCAUCUACCAAUUCCGACAGAGGCUGCUCUGCUAGGAUCGCGGCGGAAGCUCCGAAGUAAAUCGGAACCGCCGAUGAGAAAUGGCUUCAGGAGUCAGUCCAUUCUCGCCAAUCAGAUUUCUGAGCGCAUAACCACGGCUCUUCAGAAAGGAAGCGUUCCGUUAGCCCAAGAACUCGUGAUGGAAGGCUACGGAAGGCACUUGAUCGGAAGGACGAGUUGGAACGAGGAACUGCGCCAUUACUUGCGGCAAGUCCCGACCCAGAUCAUCAGCAUAGAGAACGUGCAUAGAGCAGUCGAGACCGGUGAUCUCGAAACGGUCAUCAUUUCGUCCAAUCGGGACGAUGCCCUCUUGCGAGCUCGAGACGAGAAUGGCUACCAGGCAAUCCACAUCGCCGUAGUCAAUCGACAAGCUAACGUUGUCGAAUAUAUCGCCAACAACUAUCCUCAAUACUUAACCGCCAAAACUCUGAAUGGUCGCCAGCCUCUGCAUCUUGCUGCUCUACAGAAAGACGCCGAAAUUUACCGCCUACUCGUCAACUACGGGGCCGACGUCAGAGCCCUCGACGCUAGGGGGCGAACAGCAGAAUAUUACAUGAGGAGUGCGGGAGCAGCGAAGAAUCUCGCCACGAAUCCAGGUCGUUUCUACGACGACCAUUCUCGACGGAUGGGAGCUGCUCCUCUCCCGGCUCUAGGCAGUGCAUUCUCCCGCAAAUCGAUGCCCGAUGUGAAUCGGGUAGGACGCGACGCCCGGACUCGAACCAACAGUGAAUCGAGUGUUGUAAGCGAUCAGGACGAUCACCAGAACGGAGCCGACAAAGACGGAGCUCGUGAAGAGGAGAUUGAUUCCGGAAUUCAAAGCGGGAGAGAAAAAACCUCCAGCGAAGAACGCUCCGAAGCUAUAGAAGAUUUCGCGCGGGUCAGUGCGCAAGAGCUCAUCGAGGAAACGGCGCGGAGCUUUCUAGAGACUCGAAACGCGGGGGAGAAUCUCGGAGCGGACGAAGGCCGUGAGGCGUCCUCGGAGGGGAAGGAGUCCGGAGAUGGGUCCGAAGACGAAGUAGACGAUGGUAGUCGGGACGAGGAAGCAUCUUCCCGAGCACCGGCUUCGAGUGCAGACGGAGACGACGUCGAUACCGUCGACUUCGCGACGGAUUCAGAGAGACCAGAGGGAAUCGUCGACGUGGAUCCGGACGCCGAAGCGCUCGAAGGGAAAAGAAGGAAUUCAGAAGAUGACGAAGAGGAGGGAUCAGUGGAGUUAUCAUCGGUAGUCGAAAAGGAUCUGAUUGUCGACACUCGAGAUCCUGGAGGAGAUUCGGAUGCGGAAAAACCCAACAUCGAAGGAGAAUUAUCCUCCGAAGAUCGGAGUGAGGGGAAUGAAGCGAUAGAUGGAGAAGAAACCGAUGAGGGGGCAGAAGCGACCUCGGGGGACAAGCAGAACAGGGGUGGCACUGGAGGAAUGAGGGAAUGGAUCAGGGGAAUCCUGGCGGAGCGGCAGACGAAUUCCGAGGAAGACGGCGCUGAGCCGGGUCGACCCCCUCUGACGCCGCAGAACUCGCUCGCUGCGGAACAAGACUCUACGGAGAAUUUCGAACGAUCCCUCUCAACCAUACCCGAAUCCGCAUCUCCGCUUGGGUAUGCAGAGCCGAGAGACGAGGAUGGGGAGAAUCACGAAGCGCCUGCUGGAGAACUGGACAACAGUAAAAACUCCGACCGGACUGGGUCCGAAGCGGAAACUGACGAAAUCGACACCACGAACGAACAUUCGAAAAACUCUUCGGAGAACUCGGAGAAGUCCACUUCGAGCGAGGUAGUCGAUACGGCCCAAGGAGAGGACAAGGAUCCGCAUGGGGAUCCGGAGGCCUCGGGGACGAUCGGAGAGACCGCCGGAGGGGAGGAAGAUUCUGUCGACGAUAUCGGAAGUCCAGGACUCGCACCCCUGACCACAGAGAACCGGGAGCAGCUUCCGAAAGAACCGGACUCUGAAAUGUCCACUUCGGACGCACCCGACGACGAAAAUCUCGCGAGAAGCGACAAUCUGGAAGGCCCAACGGGGUCUGGACAAGAUGCGAUAGACUACAGCGAACAUCCCGAAAAGACCGCGGAGGAUGGGGACGACCACGCGGGGCAAAGGAUCGCAUCAGGAACCGAAACCGUUGUAGAUGGACCAGAUUGUCGCGAUAUCAGCGAGGAAGAAUCCGGCAAAGAAAUUGGACCGAAUGACCAUACAGAGGUCGUCGAUGUCGACGAGGAGGUCGCAGGAGGGCUCGGGGAGCAGCGCGAUGAAAUUCAGCCGGAGGAAGCGGCUCACGAUGAAACAACGGAAGCACAUUGUCGAGAGGAUGCCGCUGAAGCUCCCGAGAGCGCUUACAUUGGAGUGCCACAGUCGCUUGACCCCGAAGUGCCCUCGGAAGAUGACGUCACGCCUCCUGUCGCUCUGGCGGCGGAGGAGAAGGACGCGGGCAAGUCGGAAGACGCCGAAGAAGACGCUUCACUCGUCGAGGGAACGGGGGCGGAAGGGGAGCAAGCAGUCGGAAUAUCCCUAGAUGACGGCGGUGACGGCAGUAAUGGGCAGCCGGAGAGUCAAGGGGAUAGCGGCUCCCCGAAUCCCCCUGAGCCGAUUCAGACUGCAGCGAUUGCCACGUCUGAGUCGGAAGAAGAAACCGUGGCGAAGAAUGCGAUCCGCGAAAAUGGGCAAGGAGAUCCUGAUUCCGGUCCGGAUAAGGGAGGGGAGACUUUCGAAGCGUCUGGUGAGAAUGAGCACGGGGCCCGGGUCGCUGGCGAAGCUUUUCCAGAGAACGCUGCUCUGGACGCUACGAAAACCCCGGUCGAUGAAAAGGCGACUAGAGCUCGGAGCAGGAGCAAGAAGCGAAAGCAAGCCGCUCGUAUGAAGGCGGCGAUGGAUCGCCUGAAUGAACUCAUUGACUAUUGGAUCAAAGAAGAAGACUUGUUGCGUCUAGAACACGUGGUUAUCGCGGGUCAGGGCGAUCGACUCGUCGGUAAGACGUCGCCCAAUCCUCAGGUGCAAGAGUUCCUCAGUCUCGUUCCGACCUAUAUGGAGAAGAUCCGGCAAGUCCACCAAGCCGUGAUCAAAGGAGACGUGAAAGAAGUGAAAGAGCUUCUGACUAGGAAAAGGUUCGCUCUGAGCAGAGACGUGAACGGAGCCAGUCCCUUGCAUUUAUCAAUUCUCUACGGCCAUCCCGAAGUUCUCAAGUACAUCGUGGAGUUUUUCCCGGAAACUCUAGACGGCCCCGAUAACGAGGGCCGGACUCCCCUUCACUACGCAGCUGUUGCUCCCGCCAUAGACGUGAACUUCUACGAAGUCCUGAAGCAAGCUGGAGCGGAUAUCAAUAUCAAGGAUAAAAACGGAAACUCGGCAGACUACUACCGAACGCAUCCAGGCGUGCUCACGAUUGAGGACAUCUUCAGGAAUUAUCAGGUCUCUCCCGAGGAAGAUAUGGCAACAAUCGAAACAUUCGAAAAGCCACAGACUCCACCGAAAUCCGCGUCGAACAUGACCGACGUGAAGCAAGAAGUCAGGGAAACUGUCUCCAACAUGAUUCGAGAGUUGAAUAAGGAGGAGCGCGGGUACGUAGAGGGAAGCGGAGUUGAAGCUGUGUUAGUCGAUGCCCUGAUUGUGGUGUGUGCCAAGCGACCUUCGACUCCCGUGAGUUUCCUGGGAGAUUAUCUUUUGAGCGUGUCGCAAGCCACACCUCAGGACGCUCCAACAACCGUCGCGAAUGAUUCUUCGAUGAAGACCGACAGCUUUAAAGCUGAAGUGACCAAAGUAGAAGCGAAGUCGACCGCGAAGUCGAAGGCGGCACCUGUUCCUGGAAAAGAAUCUGAACCAAAGCCUAAGAGCGAAAUGAAGCCAACGGAUGAGAGGCGGACAGUUGAGCUGAGAACCUCUGCUACCCCUUCCGAAGGGACACCGAGAGCCUCUCCGAAGCCAGGGAUGAGUUCGACUGAUGCAAAGCCAAUCCUUGAGCCGAAAGCCGAGUCACCGAGAACCAGGCUGUCGGAAGCUUUAUCAAGUCUAUCGACCGUUUCGACUUCGGCUCCAACGACCUCGGAAGAUAAACCCGAGCUCACGUCCCCGGAGAUGUAUUCUUCCACGAUGAAAACGCUGCCCCAGCCUAUGGCGAGUCCACGUGGGCCGGUUGCAGACUCCGCGGAAGCCGUCAAGAAUGCGGGUUCUCCGCCCGGCCCCCCUCUAGUAGCCCCAAUGCAACCGUUAGGCACUGCACCGAUGAUGAGUGUUAUGUCUCAGAGUGCCGUCCCAAGUGGGAUUCUGAAACAGUCAAAACCAGCAACAAUAAUCUAUAAAGACGAUCUCUUCGAAGACGACGAACGAUAG
This is a messenger RNA of Galendromus occidentalis (western predatory mite), 6636 nucleotides long. RefSeq lists its product as uncharacterized. The coding region runs from base 1 to 6636 and encodes 2211 amino acids. NCBI's taxonomy places the organism in Eukaryota, Metazoa, Arthropoda, Arachnida, Mesostigmata, Phytoseiidae. The transcript is spliced from 26 exons. The record is from RefSeq and is a predicted model, not a curated record.